GAGCACGUCGCUACGUCUGAUUUGGAGCGCGCGCGCGUUGGUACUAGAUUACGCGGGGUAUUAGCUAAAAGCUUUCAACGAAGGUAGCAUGAAAUAUUCACAAUUUUAUUUUUAUUUUAUUUGAAGGUAAAAAGUAAAAUAAAAUGACUCUCACGCCUCUUGUUCACUGGGCUCAACGUCACGAGGAAAUCUUCCUGCGAGUGGAGCUGACGGACGCCCAGAAUAUUGAUGUCCAGGUGCAGGAUAAUGUCCUUCAAUUCAGAGCCCAGGGAUACGGUGCAAAAGGACUACAUGAAUAUGAGUUCAGCUUAGAGUUCCUUUUUCCAGUAAAGCCUCAGGUGAGGCACAAGUCCACACAACGUCAGGUAAACCUCACAGUACAGAAAGAGCGGCGAGGCUGGUGGGAAAGGCUCACCCUGCAGGAGCGUAGACCUGUCUUCCUGACUCCAGACUUUGACCGCUGGCUGGACGAGUCAGACGCUGAGAUGGAGAUUUGGGAAAAGGAUGAGAAAAGGAGCAGGUUGAGGACUGCAAAGCUUAAAGGAGAAGGGUUUAUCAGCCUCAAAACAGCCUUUUUGUUUAUGUAUAACCUGGUUCAGUUUCUUGGAUUUUCAUGGAUCUUUGUCAACAUGACAGUUCGCCUCUUCAUAUUUGGCCGAGAUUCUCUCUACGACACAUUUCACACAAUGUCAGACAUUAUGUUCUUCUGCCAGAUCCUGGCAUCGGUGGAGGUCCUCAACGCUGCCUUUGGUGUUGUUAGAACUGCUCUUAUUCCCACGUUCAUACAGGUGAUUGGAAGGAAUUUUAUCCUCUUCAUUAUUUUGGGGAGUCUGGAAGAAAUGCACCACCGCCCAGUUGUGUUCUUUGUUUUCUAUCUGUGGAGUACCAUUGAGAUUUUUAGGUAUCCGUUUUACAUGCUGGGCUGUUGCAACACAGAGUGGAAAACCCUCACUUGGCUGCGGUACACAGUCUGGAUCCCACUGUAUCCGUUAGGUGUUUUAGCUGAAGCUGUUGCAGUGAUUCAGUCCAUUCCCAUAUUCGAUGAAACCAGACUGUUCCGCAUUCCUCUGCCGAAAGUAAUCGGUACUUCAGUCAGCUUCUCCUACGUCCUUCACGUCUAUCUGAUUUUUAUGUUUUUGGGGCUUUUUAUCAACUUUCGCCACCUUUACAAGCAGAGGAAGAAGCGUUUCCGCACCAAGAAGAGGAAAGCAAAUUAAAAAUUUGCUGCUUGUUUACUUUUGAACCCUUUUUGAAGAACACCCAAAUGUCUGCUCCGGUCAAAAGCAGCAUUUCUUGUUGCCCCAGCUGAUUAAAACAAAUUGUUGCUGUUGACUGUUUAAGAGCAAAGAAAGAAAACAUUUGUUAACAAAUGCAGGGUUUUAAUCUGUUUACAAGCUUUAUAAACAAAAACAACUGAUGAAACAUAAUCACCAUUUACUCCUUUGCUGGUUUAUUAAAGAACCUUAAACUUCUGA
Molecule: messenger RNA, 1475 nt
Organism: Nothobranchius furzeri (turquoise killifish)
Lineage: Eukaryota; Metazoa; Chordata; Actinopteri; Cyprinodontiformes; Nothobranchiidae
Gene: hacd3
Product: 3-hydroxyacyl-CoA dehydratase 3
Biological process (GO): sphingolipid biosynthetic process; fatty acid elongation; very long-chain fatty acid biosynthetic process
Cellular component (GO): endoplasmic reticulum membrane
Molecular function (GO): 3-hydroxyacyl-CoA dehydratase activity
Source: RefSeq, a predicted model, not a curated record